AUCAACUACACAUACUCCCAACCUAAGGUUCCAUCAAAUUUGCCCAACUUGUCAUUUUAAUCAUCCCACCAAAUUUACUUUAUUUUUAUAUUGGACCAUGAUUCACACUUUUUAGUUGAUUCUCAUCUAUACAUUUAACUUACUAUUCAUUUCAACAUUACAUUUCUCUCACUUUUCCAUCAAAUAUCAUUUUAUUAUAUAUUCUAUCAUGCUACUUAUAUAACAAUCCUUCAAUCAAAAUGGUGGAUGCAGUCUAUACCACUACAAAUACAAUACUAAACAUUCCACCUAAAAUGAAAGAUCAAUCCUUCAAAAACCACUCGUCAGCUGUCGUGUUCCUUAUAGAAGUACUACUAUAAAAUACUCUCUCUGAACCAAUUUAGUUGUCACAUUUCCUUAUUUGGCAAAUUCAUAUCAAUUGUCACAUUUCUUUUUUUGUCAAUCUUUUUCUUACCUAAAUACCCUUAGUUCACACACGUAAUUACAAAUAUACCCCCGUAUACCCUACUUACCCAUACUAAUUAAUUAAAUAACCCUUCACUAAUAAUCUUAAUCAUUCCCACCCUUUUUAAUACCAAUAACUGAAACCCUUACUCUCCCUCUCUCAUCUUCAUCUUCAACGUCCUCCCUCAUCUUCAUCUUCUUCAAUGAUCUUCAUCUUCAUCCUCAUUCUUACUGUUUAACUUUUAUCAUCUUCAUCUUCAUUUUUUUUUCCACCAUCUUCCUUCCCCUCUCUCUUCUCGUUUUACUGAUGUUCGUUUGAAAUCCUAAUAAUUUUAGGGGUUUUUAAGAUCUGGGUUUGUUCUUUACUUUUCUAGGUUUUUCGAACAUGGCGUCACUAAGCUCUUGUCUUUCUUGGCUGUCAUCAUCACAAGAAAGUGAUCCUACGAUUGGAACUCCUAACCCAUGGUUCGACUUCUACAAUCGCCUACCUCCGUCUCCUAUGACUUCUGUUGAAAUGGAUCCUAACUGGGGAAGAAGUAUAACUUCUAAAGAUGAAGAAAUGCAGGGUAUGUUUGAUUUACAACUAGAUGUAUACAUUGAGAACUUGUUUCCCUCCUCAGAUGAAGAAUCAAUGGAUGAUGAUGAUUUGGUGUCUGAUUUUGAUGUUCAAGGCCCAUUUUCUCUCAACGAAAGAUUUAACAUCCGCAUGCGCAUGUGGCGAGAGGGUUGCUCGUUUUCAGUUGUCAUUCAAAAAGCGUUGAAGAAAUCAAGGAAGAAUUGAAGACUUAGUUUAUUUUAUGAUUUUGAUGGUUUUUGUAAUUUAUUUGAUGUAAUUUUUUGUAAUUUAAAUUAAGUAGGUUAAUGGUUUGUUAAUUAUAACAAUCUCGGAAACGUAUUAAUGUCUAUGAAUUCUAUUGGAAAUGUGAAACCCAAUUUUCCCUCUAAAAUUCAAUUCUAUCUACUUUAUUAAGCAAAAAGAGAAAAUCAUUAAUAAUUAAUCCAAUCACUUAAAAAUACUCAACUACCACCUUUUUAAUAGACCCCACACCACCCUUAAUAACCGUGUCCAAGCAAAUGGGAAAACUAAAUUGAUUUGAAGGGAGUAUUUGUUUGACCUCACUUACUAUAUCUAGA
This is a messenger RNA of Amaranthus tricolor (Joseph's coat), 1578 nucleotides long. RefSeq lists its product as uncharacterized. The coding region runs from base 830 to 1225 and encodes 131 amino acids. NCBI's taxonomy places the organism in Eukaryota, Viridiplantae, Streptophyta, Magnoliopsida, Caryophyllales, Amaranthaceae. The record is from RefSeq and is a predicted model, not a curated record. The transcript is spliced from 2 exons.